This is a messenger RNA of Cadophora gregata, 1825 nucleotides long. RefSeq lists its product as uncharacterized. The coding region runs from base 157 to 1770 and encodes 537 amino acids. The transcript has 6 exons. NCBI's taxonomy places the organism in Eukaryota, Fungi, Ascomycota, Leotiomycetes, Helotiales, Ploettnerulaceae. The record is from RefSeq and is a predicted model, not a curated record.
CACCCAUACCUAGUCAUGACUUUUAGCAAUCUCCCUCCAAUCAUUUAAGCCAGCUAGUCCCUCCUCUUAAAACUCACCACGAGCAUGCACUCUUUCUGUCCUAUGUAAACAUAACAAAAUAACCUUCUCACAUUCGCAGAGCCUCAUUAUACAAGAAUGGAUGCAGCUUCUCUCAUCGCCAAGGCGCGCAAGGUCCGCGACGACUCGCUAGCCGAAGUCACGCCUCCCCUUGCCACUCUCCCAGAUCCACUUCCCAGGAAUGUCAUGCCAAUAUUCAAAGAUAUUCUCACAGAAGAAGAAUUCAAGAUAACUUCUUACGAUGUCCCCGAAUUACUGAAAGUUAUUAAAGAUAAACUGUACUCAUGCGAGACUAUCACAAGAGCUUUCUUGAGACGAGCAGCUCUUUCUCAGAAGUUGACAAACUGCGUGACAGAGCUCUUGCCCACACGAGCAAUCGCUCGAGCAAAGUACCUCGACAGUCUCGACGAACCUCUCGGACCACUGCACGGCCUCCCCAUUUCCGUAAAAGAGCAUCAUGGGAUGGCAGACUGUGAAACGAAUGGUGGUUAUGUUGCUUGGAUCGGAGAGCCUCGUACUGGGCACUGUACCGUGAAUGAUGUGUUUUACGAAGCUGGUUGUGUUUUCUAUGCUAGGACCACACAGCCGCAGUCUGUUAUGCAUCUGGAGACUAGUACGAAUAUUUAUGGGGCUACGACAAAUCCGUGGAAUACGGAUUUGACCUCUGGUGGAAGUUCUGGGGGCGAGAGUGCUUUAGUUGCUUGUCGAGGAAGUAUUUUGGGGAUUGGUGGUGACAUUGGUGGAUCAAUUCGCUGUCCAGCCGCCAACACUGGUGUUUACGGAUUCAAGCCCAGCCCAGGAAGAAUGGGAAAACAAGGCUCACAUGCCGUUGUUGCAGGACAAGAAGGAAUCUCGCCUACUGAAGGACCCCUCUCAACCUCUCGUGCCGGUCUCGAAAUAUUCAUGUCCACAUACCUCAGCUACGAACCUUGGGUAAAAGACAAUUACCUCGUCCCUCUUCCUUGGCGGUCUGUGACCCUGCCACCCAAACUUAAAAUCGCCAUUCUCUGGGACGACGGAAUUGUGCGUCCUCAUCCACCCAUCACGCGCGCUCUCAAAGAAGUUAAAGCCAAGCUCGAAGCAGCUGGUAUGGAGAUCGUGAACUGGGUUCCUGAAGGCCAUGACGAGUGUUGGAAUUUGACGCAGGCUCUGUAUUAUGAAGAUGGUGGCAAGGCGCUGGAAAAUCUGAUCGAGAGUGGUGGAGAGAAGAUGUUGCCGCUGACAGAGUGGAUGCUUAAAGGAAAUGAUAAUGUGAAGUACAGGACGGUAGAAGAUGUCAUGGCUCUGAAAGUCAAACGCAACGAAUAUCGUGCCCGGUACAACGAUCUUUGGCUUUCAACUGGAAAGUCAGACUCUCACCCAGUUGACGCCAUCCUCAGUCCAGCCGGACCAGGCGCUGCUCCACCACUCGGGAACGCUAAAUACUGGUCGUACACUUCGCAGUGGAAUAUGCUCGAAUAUCCCGGUGCAGUCUUCCCAGUGUCGAAAGUCGACCAAAUUGUUGAUGUAGAGGAAACGAACUACGUGCCGAGAAAUCCUCAAGAUAAAUUUAAUUGGGAAUUGUAUAAAAGAGAGAAAUAUGUCGAUGCGCCUGUUAGUUUGCAGGUCAUAACCAGGCGGUGGGAGGAUGAGAAGUGCCUAGCUGUUUUGGCAGAAAUAGAGAAGGCCAUGGGUACACCGUGUUCAGAUUAAUAGAAAUAUAGAGACAGAGAUCGAUAAAAGAAUAUAUCAAGAGAUGAAAUUAGAC